AGCGCCGGGUAUCAGAGCGCGCGCCGACAUGGCUGGAGCGUGUCGCCUCGUGCUGGCGCUGGCGCUGUGCUGCGUGCGUCGGGCGGCCGCACACGAGGACGUGAGACUGCGCCUGGGGCGAGUGGACUCCGUGGCCGCGCUGCUGGGCGUGCUAGCGCCCUCUGACGGCCGCCUCUGCGACGAGGAGCUGCUGCAGCAGCUGGAGGGGGACACUGAGGCCAGCCAGGAAGAACUCUCUAACCUGCGAGCGGUAUGCAAUGCGACCAAAGCAGAGUUCACCCGAGCAUUUCCGGUCAUAGGCGGAAGAGCUCUAAUGCCAGCAAAAAGUGUGAACCCGCAUAUGCUGAAAGCGAUGAAGAAAGUGUUCAAGAAAGGAGUGCCCAGGUCUCGCUGCAAACUACGCACCGUCGUGGAGCCUCUAAAACCGGCCUCCACCAGCCACUACUACCUGCCACGCUGCCUGACUGCCAAGCGCUGCACGGGCUGUUGUGACCUCGAGAUGGUGCACUGUGAGCCAGAUGCCACCAGGACCUCCAAGAGGAAGGUGAGGCCUCCACCAGCCACUACUACCUGCCACGCUGCCUGACUGCCAAGCACUGCACGGGCUGUUGUGACCUCGAGAUGGUGCACUGUAAGCCAGAUGCUACCAGGACCUCCAAGAGGAAGGUGAGGCCUCCACCAGCCACUGCUACCUGCCACGCUGCCUGACUGCCAAGCGCUGCACGGGCUGUUGUGACCUCGAGAUGGUGCACUGCUAGCCAGAUGCCACCAGGACCUCCAAGAGGAAGGUGAGGCCUCCACCAGCCACUGCUACCUGCCACACUGCCUGACUGCCAAGCACUGCACGGGCUGUUGUGACCUCGAGAUGGUGCACUGCUAGCCAGAUGCCACCAGGACCUCCAAGAGGAAGGUGAGGCCUCCACCAGCCACUACUACCUGCCACACUGCCUGACUGCCAAGCACUGCACGGGCUGUUGUGACCUCGAGAUGGUGCACUGCUAGCCAGAUGCCACCAGGACCUCCAUGAGGAAGGUGAGGCCUCCACCAGCCACUACUACCUGCCACGCUGCCUGACUGCCAAGCGCUGCACGGGCUGUUGUGACCUCGAGAUGGUGCACUGCUAGCCAGAUGCCACCAGGACCUCCAUGAGGAAGGUGAGGCCUCCACCAGCCACUACUACCUGCCACGCUGCCUGACUGCCAAGCGCUGCACGGGCUGUUGUGACCUCGAGAUGGUGCACUGUGAGCCAGAUGCUACCAGGACCUCCAAGAGGAAGGUGAGGCCUCCACCAGCCACUACUACCUGCCACACUGCCUGACUGUCAAGCACUGCACGGGCUGUUGUGACCUCGAGAUGGUGCACUGCUAGCCAGAUGCCACCAGGACCUCCAAGAGGAAGGUGAGGUCUCCACCAGCCACUACUACCUGCCACGCUGCCUGACUGCCAAGCACUGCACGGGCUGUUGUGACCUCGAGAUGGUGCACUGUGAGCCAGAUGCCACCAGGACCUCCAAGAGGAAGGUGAGGCCUCCACCAGCCACUACUACCUGCCACACUGCCUGACUGCCAAGCACUGCACGGGCUGUUGUGACCUCGAGAUGGUGCACUGUGAGCCAGAUGCCACCAGGACCUCCAAGAGGAAGGUGAGGCCUCCACCAGCCACUACUACCUGCCACACUGCCUGACUGCCAAGCACUGCACGGGCUGUUGUGACCUCGAGAUGGUGCACUGUGAGCCAGAUGCCACCAGGACCUCCAAGAGGAAGGUGAUCGUGGUGGACUUGAUGUCCUCCGUUGGGGCCAGUCUCAAGGCAGUCAACACCAUCGAGGUGGUGGACCACCUCAGCUGCAGGUGCACCGAUGGCUAACAUCACCGGGGACCACACUGCCGACCACGAAUGUCACGUGGCGAGUUCAGCACCAGUGUCACCAAACCGACCCACAGGCUGUGCAUAAUGAACUCUCGAUAGCGGAUCGCUUGUGACUAUACAUCUGCAGCAAACAUUUCAUUUCAUGAGGAGAGGCCUUUUGGCAUUGUCUAUUCAAGACUUCUUCAAUGUGUGCCAUAUUCUCUAAAAAGUUUGGCAACUAUUAUGGACAUCUGGACUAGAUUUUCUUGAGGAAUUUAGGGAGGAUUUUUAAAACACUGGUUUACUGUUUACUGUUGCCUUCUGCAUCACUUGCAAGUACUACGUAGUUCGUCUGCCUCUGCCAUCUACCUGCUCGUCUGUCCUCCAAGAGGCCGCCGACACUUAGUAGAGAAAGACUCUUUAUCCCGGGAGUCAUCCGGCUGACUGAUUGCCGGCACUGGACAAUUGGGUCGCUACAUUUCUAUUCUAUAAGACAGUAUUAAAUGUCGUCAGUCAGCAAGUGUCUUAAAGUGGAAGGAUAGGAACAGAAUGAACCCCUCUAAUUUACACAGUAAAUAUUUUGUUCAUCUAUGGGAAGGGGGGGGCAAGAUGGAAAUGUUAACAUAUUAAUGUAAAUAAAAAACACAUCUAAGAUACCACAAAAAAAGUUUUUAUGUUUAUGAGUAAUAUUAUUCAUUUACUACCUAAAUACAUGUUAUGGAAUUAAUUUGUAUCCAAUGUGUAAAUGAAAAAAUUUUUUUUAAAAAGAUGUGCAUUGUUUCCAUCUUGCCCUCAUAAAGGGGGCACAAUGGAAAGCCAAUCAGGGCAAGAUGGAAAUGAAUAAUAGGUAUGUAGGUAAUAUCUAUCCUCCAGUAAACUAUAUAUCACAAACAUUUGAAAUGUAUUAGACUAAAACAUUUCACUUUCCCAGUUUUCACAUUAUGUUAGUUUUGACUAAGUACUACGACAAAAGUCACAAACAUAGAAGCCAGUUUUGUUAUUAAAAUCUGUACAGUUUUCAUGAGCCCAUUGCUGGCAUAUGUUACAUUGAACCCACAUUUCCUUAUGUUUACUGUCAUUAUAGGGUUCAUUGCAAAUAAGGCAUGACACUCUUUCAUCUGGAAUUGGAUUAUCGAUAGGUGGCUUUGGAAAAGUGAUAGGCCUAGGCCAAUUUAGGUCUUGAUUUGAUUUUCUCUUCUUUCGUAGGCCUAUUCCUGAUGAAGAAGCACUUGGUUCAGACAAUAUACUCCUCUUCACAGUUUUAUGACUGCUUUGCUUUUGUAGCAAUUCAUUCUUGAAUGGGGAGCUUGUAAGGAUUUCAGAUUUCUGACAGCAACGACGUCGUCGUGAUCUUGCAGCUCUAUUUGCUUUAGGGAUUGGCAAAGUGUAUUUUGGAGAUACAUUGAAAGUAGUUGACACACUACUACUCUCAGUAUUUUGAUCAUAUGAACUUUGUGAAACAUCAUCCCUACCAUUAUCUGGAUAAGGCCUAGGAAUGCGAACCUUAUUAGGUUUAGAGGAAAUGUCACAUACGACUAAAGGUUCAUUGACAUUAUUUGAAGAAGCAGCAGGUGCAUUAUAAGAACAGGAAGGGAGCACAGGUACAGAAGUAGUCUCAUAAGAUUUAGUAGAUCCAGCUGAGUAAGACAACCUGGUAGAGAUAGCAGAAUCCUCAUUGGAAAUGAUGGGAGAAACAACGCGUGACCCACUGGGAUAAUCUCUUUGAGUCGUUGGAUUCUCAUUGGAAAAAUUGACAAGAUGAGUAGGAGCUGCAGUGGGUCUUGAUGCCAAAGAAGGGUCUUGAGGUUCAAUGUCAACUGCAGAAUGAGCAGUUGCCACAUUGACCAAAACUGCAGAGUGUUCAGAUUCCAAGGAUGAAUCUUGAGGUUCAAAGUGAACUGCAGAAGGAGCAAAGUCUAUUUCUGAGAAGACAUGUUUGUUGAAAGGCCAUAUUCCACGUUUUUUAAAUCCUGAUGUGGCAGAACUCAUAGUUGCACUAUUCUUAAAGGCUUUAUUUACUAGAUUAGGUAUGUCAUAUUGGUUGAUUCUGCGGCCUGGAUGAUUCUUCUGGAACGUAUGUACAGCCCUUUCAAAUGUGUCUUUGAAAGACUUGAAAACGAUAACAUACAAUGGCUGGAGCUUAUGCGUUGUAUGGGCAGGCACCGAGACCAUUAUGACUCCCUUUUCACGGGCCAAUUCAAUGGAGUGUAAAUUUAGGUGAGCUGCAUGAUUAUCAAGAAUUAAAAGGCAAGGAUGCUCAAGAGUCGGCCUCACACAGUCCACAAAAAACUUCAACCACUCGUGAAAAUGCUUGCAUUUAUCCAGCCAGAAUCUGUGCACCAAGCAGCACUGCCAGUUGGUCCUCCAUCUAAGAUUCUUUCUGGUACACUUUUUGUCUAUCCGAAUAUGAAACAUGGUGGUAGAAAAUUUCCUGGUGCGUUGCAACAACCUAUAACUGUAGUCAGUUCUCCUUUUUCAGCAGUACUAACCACUCCAACUUGUCUCUUUCCCUUGGUGGAAAUCACUUUAGGGGGUCUGCUUGAAGAUGUCUUCACACCGGUUUCGUCCAUGUUGUAUAUGUCCAGUGGUCGUUUAACAAAGCCAUGUUUCUCAUAAACACCCCAUAAAUUGUCAUAAAACCUAUCAACCAUUUCUCUGUUGAACCCUGCACACCGAGCUAUGCUCGUAGAUUCUGGAGUUCUGUAGGACAACUCAGGAUGCCUUUUCAUAAAUCCUUCGAGCCAAGCUCUACCAGCUUUUCCAUUUUGAAAGGGGUUGGGAAUGUUGUUCUUCAGAGCCAGCAAAAACACUAACUCUUGAAGAGAUUCUCUGGUUAAGCCAUAAUACAUCAUAUCCAUCUCUUUUGCAUGUCUCACUAUUUCCUGUUCCAUAUCAGGAGAGAAUACCUGCUUGAAUCGUCCAAGUACUUUAUUUGAUGUACCAGUCUGUAAAUGUCUGUGUAAAGUACCAAGUGGGACACCAUAUCGUCUGGAAGCUUCUGCUAUGCUUGAUCGUUUGGCUUCUUCCAUUGCUUGCCGCACAUCAUCUUCAGUCCAGCUACCCCUAUUGCUUUUCUUUUUGUAGUGAUGCACCAUCUGGAAAAAGACAAAAUAAAUUAGAACACUAACUUGUCCAGUAUUUACAAAGCCGAUAUGUACGUAAAUAACUUAGUAAUUUGGUUUGGACAUAAAACAUCUAGCUUCUCAGCCAUAGGCCGAAAUCAGGAACAUUAGCUGUCAUCUUAAGUAUUUAAUUUUAAUGUCACAUUUUCUACUUUUAACAUUAACCCAGAAUUUGCAGCAAUGUUUUAAAACAUAUUACUUUUCUUUAAAUCGCUUAAGACUUGUAAGGAUAACAAUACCCUUAAAACUAUUGUUAAUAACAAUCCAAGAUGGCGACAGAUGCUUCCCUAUCAGUGUGUUCUGAAAAAUAAUGUUGCGCAAAAGAGAGGGCAAGAUGGAAAGCUUUCCAUGUUGCCCCCAAAACAACAUUUCCAUCUUGCCCUCUUAACGUAAAAUUACACCUUUGCACUUAACCUGUGAUCUAUGCAUUGUUUAGCAGGACAAAAUCACAGAUGUAUUAUUAUUAAUUAAAAGAAAUAUUAUAACUGUAAAUAUGUUGAAAGUUUUAAAUGAAGUAUUGUUAAAAACAAAUGUGUAAACACAAUUUAUUACUUACCACGAAAGCUCAGAUGUUGACAUGCCCGAAAAACAAUUUGUGCCUAUGAUGUCAGUGUUGCCACUACAACAUUUAAUUUUAAGUUUCCCUUCUGAAAAUGGUAAUAUCUUUGUAGUAACAAAAUAAAAUGAGUGUCAUCUGGUGUAGGAAAAGAGAAAAUAUGAUUUUCCAUCUUACCCCCUAUUUCCAUCUUGCCCCCCGUUCCCCUAAUGCUAUAGAUUUGCCUUCAUGAUAACUGACAUCACAUAAAAAAAAGUUUUGAUAUCAAAAAAUAGCAUCGAUUUAUAGUAUUAUUAAAAUUCAUUGUUAUUCUCCAAAUAAAUGUAAUAUUAAAUGUUAAUGCCUACACUAAGAAAACAUGUUGUAUCAGCCAGUAACUAUUUAAUUCCGUUACUAAAAAAAAAAAAAAUAUGUACAAUGCUAUCACGAAGCCAAAAUUUUCAUAUUUAAAUUUUAAUAAUUCGUAUGGCUAAAGCUGAUGAAACCAACAUGGCGCCUUACCAACAGUUUUUAAUGUUACAUAAUAUAAGAUAUUUAUAGGAUUUCGUCUUGGUUUUAUCGACAUUUUGUCCAAAACAAUUUUAUGUCGUGUUACAUUAAAUUCAGAAUUUAUCUUAAUUUAAGCAUAGCUUUUAUAAAAUGCAAUGAUAUGCCUGAAAUAAAAAGUGAUUUGCUGCUCUAUGUAAGUUACCCUGUGAAGUCAUUGGGUUAAGAGGCUUAACAACACAUAAAUGUCAGUUAAGUAAAAAAUUGCAUUUCACUAAAUAUUUACCUUCAUAUAAUAUGGUUAACCAUUGUUUAACUUUAAACGAUAAAUUUCGUUCUUUUAAUUUCUUAAAAGUGGUUUAGCACACACCAAAAUGGCUGCACAAUAGAAUCAGUUGAUAGUUGAAGACAAUAAAAAAGAUAUAUAAAUAAUUUCAAAUUUUUAAGCAAGAUUACUGAUUUAAAUACAUGUUUUAACUAAAUAAAGAAUGUAUUAAAGAUAUGAGUCGAUUGCUUCAAAGUUACAAGUUAUUGUAAUGUAUUCAACCCCUAAAACAGUCUCAAAUAAAUUAAAAACCCUAAACUUUCCCCGACAUUGAAAUUGAAAUUUUUUUUCAAUAUACACACUUGUUAAUUAAGAGGUCACCUACUACUAGCGUCGUUUCGUGGCAAACCACCGUGACCUUCACUAAUCCUACGAAACACACUAAGGCAAAGGAUAGGCAAAUGCCAGAUGUAUUUAUAUAACAAUGAAUCUGUUUCCUUCAAUAUUUUAGAUGGACCAUCCAUGACAAAAGCUCCCUGCUCGUACCUGUAAUACUUAUAAUUCUAUGUAUAAAAUUAUUCAUACCUUAAUACGUUCAAGAAAACACCCAAUUGUAGCCAUUUUCGCUGUCCAAAUUAUAUAUGUUAGUAAUUAAACCUAGUCACUAAAAUACCAUAGAAAGUGCAACGGCUGUUUGAUGUGGUUGCGUAUCCUGUUUGGUGGACAUCUCCAAGUGGAUGAUGGUGGUCAUUGUUCAGUUUGCCCAGUGCCAGCCCUGCGAGAGAGCAGCUUCUUCCCUUUCGAAAACAGAUGUGUGGACCUUUCGACGCAGGUUGUCCACUGGAGAAUGCGCUCCCGCCUAGAACUGCAGUGGCAGGAAACGGAACACACCCCUACUGGGUCCCGCGAAUACGCCCCUAAGCUUACUGCACACUUCACCCGUCUCCCCUAACAGUUGCAUAGAAGGAAAUUAUACUAAAAGAAAAGGUACCCACAGUUCGGUCGGUGGAAUUGCAUGUUUAUUUGUUGCGGUGGUACACUGCACAGUCACCCGAACAAUAUCACUCAUAUUUGGGAUUCUUUACCUCGCAAAAAACUUCAGUCCGGAAUGUUUGUCGACGGCCGGGUGGGGCAUUAAACGAUAAAUGAUCUCCGGAGUCAGCCGGCACCGCAAAUAAACCACCUGGCCAUUUGCCCCAUGGCGCGAGGUCGCAGAAGGCUUCCUGCUCAAAUACUGGAAGUGAAGCGUGCAGGGGCGAGUCUAUGGACCUACUUGUUGGGUACUUCCAGGCAGACAACAUCAUCAUAAUGAAAAUUAAACCUUACUAAUUUAAUUACUUGUAAAAUAAUAUUCUUUUGAUGUUAUCAGGCUUAGGAUAUUUAAUGUAAAUGUUAAUAUUUUCGAGGGUUUGUACAAAGUUUCAACAAAUACACGUACGUUUACCGACCCCAAAUUAUGAGGCAAAAGUAUAAAAUUAAAUUGAAUAGAUUGUCAAUAAUGCAUGUGUAUGUAACUUAUUAGUUGUAAAAAUUUAAAUAUUUAAAUAGUUUUACUACUGUUAAACAUUUAUAUUGAAAAAAAAGUUACCCACUUGUUUAGAUGGUUAUUAAAUUUUAUAAAAGCCAAAAAUUAUAUCCGUUCGAAUUACUCCAGUAGCGUAGUGAACCUCAGGGGGCAGUGAAGAAUGCAGGGUUGCAAGUAAAUAGUUGUUGAAUUCAGAAACUGCCUUACUUCAUAACGCACAUUCUUCACUGGUUUCCCAUCAUCCCUUCCCUUAUCUGACAGGCAGGCAUCCUCCUCGAAUAACUCUUUCUAUGAACUCAUUUGUAAUCAUCUAUGAAGGCGAGAACUUUACCGAUGCUGUUAAAAUCAUGUAACAUUUCAGUCCAAUGUGUGAUUGUUGUAAAUAAAAUACAAAACAUUUUCUUA
Bacillus rossius redtenbacheri is the source of this 8207-nucleotide messenger RNA. RefSeq names its product platelet-derived growth factor subunit A-like. Gene Ontology annotation, cellular component: membrane. NCBI's taxonomy places the organism in Eukaryota, Metazoa, Arthropoda, Insecta, Phasmatodea, Bacillidae. Gene Ontology annotation, molecular function: platelet-derived growth factor receptor binding; growth factor activity. The coding region runs from base 29 to 586 and encodes 185 amino acids. The record is from RefSeq and is a predicted model, not a curated record. Gene Ontology annotation, biological process: platelet-derived growth factor receptor signaling pathway; positive regulation of MAP kinase activity; positive regulation of cell population proliferation. The transcript is spliced from 5 exons.